CUCUUGAUUGGCCAUAGCUUUCCGAGCGGCCGUUGCUCAUCGUUCCUUUCCUUUCGGCGUCAGGUCUGUGGCGAGAGAGAGAGAGAGCGAGAGAGGAGGGAAGGAGAGGCGCCAUUGCCGCCACGAUGACGUUCAAGCGGAGCCGGAGCCGCUUCUACAGCACUCGCUGCUGCGUUUGUUGCCACGUCCGUACCGGGACUAUCAUCCUGGGCACCUGGUAUAUGGUAGUGAAUCUUCUAAUGGGCAUUUUGCUGACAGUUGAAGUGACUCAUCCUAAUACCGUGCCAACAGUUGAUAUUCAGUAUGAAGUUAUUGGUAACUACUACCCAUCGGAGAGAGUGGCAGAAAAUGCAUGUGUUCUCUUUGCCAUCUCUCUCCUCAUGUUCACAAUCAGUGCUAUGAUGGUGUAUGGAGCCAUUGCUCAUCGGGUUGGCUGGCUGAUUCCAUUCUUCUGUUACCAGCUUUUUGACUUUGUUCUCAGUUGUUUGGUGGCUAUAAGUUCUCUGACAUACCUUCCAAGAAUAAAGGACUAUCUGGAUCAGCUACCAGAAUUCCCAUACAAAGAUGACCUCCUUUCUCUUGAUUCAAGCUGUCUUCUAUUCACGGUUCUGGUGUUCUUUGUCUUUAUCAUCAUCUUAAAGGCUUAUCUAAUUAACUGUGUUUGGAACUGCUAUAAAUAUAUCUGCAACCGAAACAUGCCUGAAAUAGCAGUAUACCCUGCAUUUGAAGCACCUCCACAGCAUUCAGAAGCAAUGCAGCAAAUGAAAACUAUAUCUUCUUCAGAGCUUUGCAUUUCUCCAGAAGUCACAGAAGCUAAAAUGCUGUAUGUCCUGCCUACUUAUGAAAUGGCAGUGAAGAUGCCAGAAAAAGAACCUCCUCCUCCUUACCUACCUGCCUGAAGAUUCAAAACAUGUUGAAACACCUCUACCAGCUUCAUUUUUAUACUGUGAGACUGCUUAAGUAUUCAGGGCUUUAGGAGCAACGCUAUGGUUGAGAGGCAUUUGAUAUAACCUUACUAAACAAAAUCCAUCUGGGAGUGAUUUGAUUUCUCCCCCACCCUUGUGGUAGUUUAAUUUUAUUGAUCUCUUUAAUCUUCCAAGCAAUUGUUGCCUUCUGCAAGCACCUCUGUCUCUGUAUAUAAUUUCAUUCAUAUUUGUUGGUUCAUUUAUCUUGGGUGAGUGAGAAUUAGUUGUUCACAGCAUCAUUUGUUUCACCAGUGUAAAUCAAUUCUGAAAGACAAUCAAACAGGUGGCAAGACAACCACUUGCUUCUUUUUCUUAUUUUCUUAAGAGUGGGGAAGGGAGUUCAAAAUGUGGUAUAGACUAACAUAUGUGUAUUUACUUGGCACUUUCUUCUUUAUCUUACCUUUCUUCUGUUUAUCCAAUGCCUUGAAAUGCUGUUUCCAGGAAACCUGAAGUUGGCACUACGGUUGGGAGUUUUUACCAUACGCUGUGAAUGCAGGAAAAGUGCUCACAGUAACUACAUUUGUGA
Anolis sagrei ordinatus is the source of this 1491-nucleotide messenger RNA. RefSeq names its product lysosomal protein transmembrane 4 alpha (gene LAPTM4A). Lineage: Eukaryota; Metazoa; Chordata; Lepidosauria; Squamata; Anolidae. Gene Ontology annotation, cellular component: lysosomal membrane. The record is from RefSeq and is a predicted model, not a curated record.